Passer domesticus (house sparrow) is the source of this 1014-nucleotide messenger RNA. Its product is annotated as serum amyloid A protein-like. NCBI's taxonomy places the organism in Eukaryota, Metazoa, Chordata, Aves, Passeriformes, Passeridae. The record is from RefSeq and is a predicted model, not a curated record. The transcript has 4 exons. Gene Ontology annotation, cellular component: extracellular region. Bases 599 to 997 code for a protein of 132 amino acids.
GCAAUGGAGUUAAGAGCAACACUUCAUAUUUUCCAUUUCAUUAACUCUGGAAUUCAUCUGGCAAUCCCAGCACACAUGGGAAUUUCACUUAGCAGUUCCUGCAGCCCUUCUGGCAAUGCAGCUCACUGUUCCUUGUGCACAGACACAGACCUGGCCUUGUGCUCCAAUGUGCAGUCAGGCACCUUCCCCUCUGAGCUCUGUUCAGUCCAGGAUCCAAACAAAAGUAUCACCCUUAAGACAGCAGUAACACUUCAAGCACAUGGAACUCUUCAGCCUUUAAGGCAGUUUGUCAGCUUGGUUGUUAUGAGGAGCAAAGAGUCCCAAGGACAGCUGAAGAAGUGCCAUAUACUCGCUAAAAGAUUGCAUAACAGGAGCUGUGGACUUUCAGUAAGGACACGGACAGGUUUCCAGUAAUGAUUUCUGGGUUGGAAAUGCUAGUGGGGAUUUCCCAGCCAUGGGUACCCUUUCCAGUUUCCUCUUUUGAGGGGUUUGAAUUGCUUAUAAAUACCCUCUUUGAGUCUGAGAGCACACGAGUCAAUCUCCAGCUCCUUUGACUUUGCUGUUCUGCAGUGCUCCCUGUCAGGCUCGGCCAGGAACCAUGAGGCUCUGGGUCUGCAUCGCGUUGCUCUCCGUUGUUCUGUGUGUGAGUGCUGACAGACCAAGGAUAGUCGAAGGAAUGGUCCGGGCUGGACAAUUUGUCCGGGAUGCAGCAGGAGGGACGUGGGAUAUGUUCAGAGCAUACAAGGACAUGCGCGAGGCAAAUUACAAAGGUGCCGACAAGUAUUUCCAUGCCCGUGGGAAUUAUGAUGCUGCACGGAGAGGACCUGGUGGUGCUUGGGCAGCGAGAGUGAUCAGCGACGCCCGGGAGGGCUGGCAGAGCAGCGUGAGCGGCAGAGGCGCCGAGGACACGCGGCUGGACCAGGAGGCGAACGCCUGGGGCCGGAGCGGCGGCGACCCGAACCGCUACCGGCCCAAGGGGCUGCCCAGCAAGUACUAGCGCUGUCCUGCGCUCCU